UGCGUACAAUCGGAGCUCGGACAGUAUUCUGGGAUGUCUGGAAUUCUAUCGAUGAAUCUGUUCAAUAUAAAACCCGUUAUGUCAUUCAACAAAAAAAAAUCACAUCGUUUCUAACGGCGCGAUCGUUGCGGCUCGUGCAAAGUGGGGUGGCGCACAGCAUGAACAAAGAGGCAUGUUCUGAUUAGCUGCACGGGUGGGGGUUUGAUAAGCCAGCCGAUGUCGCUGGCAGGUUUGUUGUUGAGGUCCGGCCGGAAUCGAAUAUGCUGGUUAGUUGCAACGUACACCUGAACCGCGGCGGUUUGGUACGGUGAGCGAUCCAACGGGAACAGUUCGCAAACAAAGAUUUGCUGGGAACGAAUUUUGAACCGUCGUGCAAAAGUUUUACUGUGGUUGAAAUAGCCAGACCGUGUUAUUUGAAAUAGAACAACAAACAUUAUUGUAGUUGAAUAUUGGUGAAUUUGAAUAUUUAAAUUAGUGAAAACAAAUUAAAAGAUAUACAGAGCACAGUAGAUCCCGUUAGGUUACGGUCGACGCACUCUAUCCCGCCCACGUUGAACCUUGCUGAAAUAAGAUCCUGUGGGACUUAUUGUGGGAGGAUUAAGAUUGGAGACAGACAAAACAGAAACGCGAACAACAAUUCGCAAUCGCUCAUUUGCCUAUGAGCUAAUUCCAUCCCAAACCGACAGAACUGGUCGAACGUGCCUACGGAAUAGUCGUGCUUACCGCGUUGAUUAAUUAGUGGUUCGUGUUUCAUCCUCUUCUAACCAAUCAAUUACAAGUGUUAGCAAUUUGAACGUUACAAGAUGAACGUCUAUCUAGUGCUACUACCGAUAGCACUCUGUGUUUGUGCCUUGCAAACGAUUGAAGCUGUUCAACCAGCUCGAAAGUUCGAUAUCGACUUCCAAAACGAUACCUUCACGAAAGACGGCGAACCGUUCCAGUUCAUCUCCGGUUCGUUUCAUUAUUUCCGUGCACUGCCCCAAUCAUGGCGGCACAUCUUGCGAUCGAUGAGGGCGGCUGGAUUGAACACGGUUAUGACUUACAUCGAAUGGUCCCUACACGAACCGAUGCCAGGUCAGUACCAAUGGCAUGGGAUUGCCAAUCUGGAGGAAUUUAUCGACAUAGCAAAAAGUGAGAAUCUGUUUGUCAUUCUGCGCCCCGGACCGUACAUCUGUGCGGAGCGUGAUAUGGGUGGAUUCCCUCACUGGUUGCUCACCAAGUAUCCUACGAUCAAGCUACGAACGAACGAUGCAGACUAUUUGAGUGAAGUGCAAAAUUGGUACAGUCAACUAAUGCCACGCAUUGUACCGCAUCUGUACGGGAACGGUGGCCCUGUAAUUAUGGUGUCCAUUGAAAAUGAGUACGGAUCCUUCCAUGCCUGCGACGGCAACUAUAUGGAGUUCUUGAAAAAUUUAACCGUUCACUACGUGCAGGAUAAAGCCGUACUGUUUACAAACGAUGGACCGGAGCUGUUAAAGUGUGGUUCCAUCCCCGGAAUUCUUCCCACACUGGAUUUUGGAAUUACAAAUAAUCCGUCGGCAUUCUGGCAGCAAUUGCGCAAGUAUUUGCCCAAAGGACCACUGGUAAAUGCUGAGUAUUAUCCCGGCUGGUUAACGCACUGGAUGGAACCGACGGCACGUGUCGAUGCAGGAAUGGUGGUUAACACGCUGAAGAUCAUGCUCAACCAGAAGGCAAACGUGAACUUUUACAUGUUUUUCGGUGGUACCAAUUUCGGAUUUACUGCCGGUGCAAAUGAUGUUGGACCCGGUAAGUAUAGUGCCGAUAUAACGUCCUACGACUACGACGCACCAUUGGACGAGGCCGGUGAUCCUACGGCAAAGUAUUUCGCAAUUCGGAAGGUGUUGCUUGAGCACUUCGGUGAUCCUGGUGUGCCUGCACCGGCAAAAAUGCCCAAAAUGACGCUGGACACGGUGUGGCUGGAACGUCGCGGAUCCAUGCUAUCGAAGCACGGACGAACAAUGUUAUCGAGCCGAAUGGUUGCUGCCGUUACAACUGUUUCGUUUGAAGCACUCAAUCAACAUUCUGGCUUUCUGCUGUACGAAACAACAUUGCCGGCCGGGUUGAAACGUGAUCCGUUUACACUGAAGGUGGAACAUCUGCAUGAUCGUGCUUACGUGCAUGUCGAUGGGACAUUCUACGGUAUACUGUCACGUGAAACCAGCGUCAAUUCGAUUGCGCUGAGUGUGGGAUUGGGCACAAAGCUUCAGCUACUGGUAGAAAGCCAGGGUCGUAUUAAUUACAACAUUCCGAACGACUUUAAGGGUAUUUUAGGAUCAGUGACGAUUGAUGCCAAACCCUUAUACAACUGGACCAUCACGGCAUUCCCACUAGACAGCUAUAACUAUCUGGAGAACUUUUUGUCCCAACAACCCACAGAAAAGGAGGAUCUAGCUGGUGCCGGAGCACAAAUUUACUACGGCACAUUUAUGAUUAAUACCGAUACGAUUUACGAUACCUACCUGUACCCGAGUGUGUGGGGCAAAGGGUUAGUGUUUAUAAACGGUUUCAACUUGGGUCGCUAUUGGCCAUUGGCUGGACCUCAAAUAACUCUCUAUGUGCCGAGACACAUCUUAAAAAAAGGAAACAACCAGCUUGUGAUGAUCGAGUACCAGCAUCACAUCCAGCACCCUUAUGUGCAGUUUAUUGAUAAGCCAAUAUUUACUUAAAAUGACUUAAACCCCAGCUUUUGGUGGCGUUUGCGAGUGAAUCAAAUAUUACGCUGCUUCGUAGAUCUUUAAGCAAAAUCACAAUUCUUUUUCUAAGAAAAAUAGAUCGUUGUACAGAUCAACAGUUGGAAUACAUUUUCUAUUUGUUAUCAGUA
This is a messenger RNA of Anopheles funestus (African malaria mosquito), 2842 nucleotides long. Its product is annotated as beta-galactosidase-1-like protein. The transcript has 8 exons. Gene Ontology annotation, biological process: carbohydrate metabolic process. Gene Ontology annotation, cellular component: vacuole. NCBI's taxonomy places the organism in Eukaryota, Metazoa, Arthropoda, Insecta, Diptera, Culicidae. The coding region runs from base 804 to 2687 and encodes 627 amino acids. The record is from RefSeq and is a predicted model, not a curated record. Gene Ontology annotation, molecular function: beta-galactosidase activity.